AUGACUUGCAACUGUUCCUUAUUCUGCCUGUCUUUUCUUGACCUUUUUUCGGUUCUUUCAGGGAAAAGCAAAAGGGGAGAGCUGAGUAUCUUUCCAAAAUCAGUUGUAGUUUUAUCCCAUUGUCUUCAUAUGAUGCCCAGGCAAAAAGUUGCUGCUGGUUCAGAAAAUGCCAGUGUGAAGAAAACUGAUUUGUGGCUUCCAGGAAGGGGCAGAAAUCCUGGAACUUAUAUACUAAAAGAUCAGGAAACUCGAUAUCGUCAACGUUACUUGGAUUUGAUGUUGAACUUGGAGGUUCGACAAAUAUUCAAGACCCGGGCAAAGAUUAUUUCUUUUAUUAGAAGGUUUCUUGAUAAUCUUGAUUUCUUGGAGGUUGAGACACCCAUGAUGAACAUGAUUGCUGGGGGAGCAGCUGCCCGUCCAUUUGUGACCCAUCACAAUGAUUUGAAUAUGAAGCUGUUCAUGCGCAUUGCACCUGAACUAUACCUUAAGGAGCUAGUUGUUGGUGGGCUGGACCGUGUGUAUGAGAUAGGAAAACAGUUCAGGAAUGAAGGGAUUGACUUGACUCAUAAUCCUGAGUUCACUACAUGCGAGUUUUAUAUGGCUUUUGCAGACUACAAUGACUUGAUGGAGCUAACUGAAAAAAUGUUGAGUGGGAUGGUCAAAGAACUUACAGGUGGCUAUAAAAUUGAAUAUCAUGCGAAUGGUUUGGAGAAUGAUAUAAUUGAGAUUGACUUCACUCCCCCUUUCAGGAGGAUUGAUAUGAUAGAAGAGUUGGAGAAGAUGGCAAAUCUCAGCAUACCCAAGGAUCUCUCGAGUGAUGAAGCUAACAAGUAUUUGGUCGACGCAUGUGCAAAGUUUGAUAUCAAAUGCCCCCCUCCGCAGACAACAACUCGUUUGUUGGACAAAUUUCUGAGGAAAGCGCCCAGGUGGCUGCCUCGGACCCCCAGAGGAGCACUCAAAAACUUACGUCACCAACAUUAUGGGCAUCCUGCUGACUGUUGCCUAUGUGCUUUAGGUCACUUGUAUUGCUCAGGUGCUUGCACUGGCAUCAAGGUGGGGUCACCCGGAAGGAUGGUCAAAGAACUUACAGGUGGCUAUAAAAUUGAAUAUCAUGCGAAUGGUUUGGAGAAUGAUAUAAUUGAGAUUGACUUCACUCCCCCUUUCAGGAGGAUUGAUAUGAUAGAAGAGUUGGAGAAGAUGGCAAAUCUCAGCAUACCCAAGGAUCUCUCGAGUGAUGAAGCUAACAAGUAUUUGGUCGACGCAUGUGCAAAGUUUGAUAUCAAAUGCCCCCCUCCGCAGACAACAACUCGUUUGUUGGACAAACUAGUGGGCCACUUUCUGGAGGAGACAUGUGUAAAUCCUGCUUUCAUCAUUAACCAUCCAGAGAUAAUGAGUCCGUUGGCAAAGUGGCAUAGGGCAAAACCAGGCUUGACGGAACGUUUCGAGUUGUUUAUCAACAAGCAUGAAGUUUGCAAUGCAUACACUGAAUUGAAUGAUCCUGUGGUGCAACGCCAGCGUUUUGCUGAUCAACUCAAGGACCGGCAAUCAGGCGAUGAUGAAGCAAUGGCUUUGGAUGAGACAUUCUGUACAUCCCUUGAAUAUGGGUUGCCUCCAACUGGUGGUUGGGGAUUGGGUAUAGAUCGCCUUUGUAUGUUGUUGACAGAUUCACAGAACAUCAAGGAAGUUCUUCUCUUUCCAGCCAUGAAACCACAGGAUGAACAUUCUACUAAAGUGGUUUACUCUGGUGAACAAUUUCAGGACCGGCAAUCAGGCGAUGAUGAAGCAAUGGCUUUGGAUGAGACAUUCUGUACAUCCCUUGAAUAUGGGUUGCCUCCAACUGGUGGUUGGGGAUUGGGUAUAGAUCGCCUUUGUAUGUUGUUGACAGAUUCACAGAACAUCAAGGAAGUUCUUCUCUUUCCAGCCAUGAAACCACAGGAUGAACAUUCUACUAAAGGUACAGACUUUAAUAUCUUGUACUUUGUUUCCUGGUUGUGUAUACUGAUUCUUCCAAGCUGCCAUGAAGUGGCAGUGUCCUAACAAUGUGUUAACAUAUACAACUGGUAUUAUUCUCGUUGGUCUUUUCUGGUUUCUUUUUGGCCAUAAAACCUCUGGAACCUUCCGCAAGAGGUACACCACAAUUUGUCUUGGCUGCAUGUCCUGUUUUAGUCUAAUUGUGAUGGUAGACAAGUUCAAUAACUGUAGGACAGUUUUGGUCUGCCACCAACACAUCUCAAUAAAUACCUAUGAAAAUACCAUGUCCAAGUAAAGAACUUCUGCGAUACAAAAAUUAACUUCCUCUAAAGAAAAAGAUGCAAGGAGGUGUAGAGGGCUUGCAUAAAGUGUCCACCCUGGUAUGUGUUUAUAUAUAUCCGAACCCCAUAUUUUCAGCUUGUUUCUUGUCUCCAAACUCACCCUAAUCCGUCUUAUGCUCGAUCCUACUAUGGCUUAUCCAUUUUUACAUCCAUAAAACAUGAUAUAAAUCACUCAUGGGGCAUUAAAGAUCAUUUCUCAAUGAUCCCUAGACAUACCUACUUUUUUAAACCCUAUAGCAUACGCAGUACAAGCUCAUAACUGCAUCAACUUAACUGUCAUAUAAAACUAAAGCUUAAGCUUAGUUUUUGCGCUCCCUACCUCUUGCAAACUCUACCAAAUUGGACUUAACAUGUUGAAGUCAUAUAGUUCAUGCUUUGUGCCAAGUAGACUCUGGAUAUAAGGUGCAUAACUCAUGCCAAGCUACAUGAAACCAUGCUUCUUACACCAAAUAACAACUUAAGCCAUAUACCGACCGCGCAUGAGCUUCAGGUUUAAAAUUCAAGGAAAGUAGACAUGUUCCAACCAAUAAAAAGGAUAUUCUUCAAGUAAAAUCAAGUUCCAAUUCAAUUCUUUUUUGAAAACUUGCUUUAGAACACCAAGCUAGAAUUUUGAAGCUGAAAGAAAAGUAGGGUUUGAAAAAUAAGAGGAAAUAGUGAGGAAGACAAGGGAAGUGCUAAGUUUGUCUGUAAUCAAUUAAAGCAGUUUUCAAACCAAUGAUAUUGAUAUGUAUCAGCAUUUUUAUUUACAAAUAAUUGCACUAUACUCCAUAAAUCAUUAAGUGUUACUUUUACCUUGAAACUUUCUAGUAAGAUUUCACUUUUAACCCACAACAUUUGUAGCUCAACUAUCUAUAUUUUAUUCUUCCAUUCUAAAAAGAAUUUUACAUAGAAAUACAUUACCCUUGCUGAAACAAGUGAUGUUACUCCCUCCUAAUGUCUUCCUCUCCCAUGUGGCUUGUUCCUCUGAAUGACUUCGCCGCAACAUUGGUGCACAACACUUCAACAUGGAACAUAUCUUUCCUCAACUCAAUAGGUUGUGAUAUUGAAACAUGAGACUGGAUCAGACUGAUACUUCUUGAGCAUUGACGUAUCAAAAUAUAUCAUGAAAUUUAAACAAUUUUGGUAGUUGGGAUAUGGGCUAGUAUUAUACAAAUUCCAGAACGUAUACUCUUUUCGCCAUUUCUCAGGUAUUUUUGGUUACCAUUGUUUGUAAUGAUGACACUAUUGGCCAUCUGAUUUGAUUACUUGGCAAAUGCAGCUGAUCAAUGAUUGAAAGAUCAUCAAAUUUGAUUGAGGUGGGAUGCUGGUCAACUUUUGGUCAGAAAUUCUUAUG
Ilex paraguariensis (yerba mate) is the source of this 3645-nucleotide messenger RNA. NCBI's taxonomy places the organism in Eukaryota, Viridiplantae, Streptophyta, Magnoliopsida, Aquifoliales, Aquifoliaceae. The record is from the annotation of a GenBank genome assembly.